This is a messenger RNA of Pomacea canaliculata, 3174 nucleotides long. RefSeq names its product serine/arginine-rich splicing factor 4-like. The coding region runs from base 131 to 2083 and encodes 650 amino acids. Gene Ontology annotation, molecular function: mRNA binding. Gene Ontology annotation, biological process: mRNA processing. The record is from RefSeq and is a predicted model, not a curated record. NCBI's taxonomy places the organism in Eukaryota, Metazoa, Mollusca, Gastropoda, Architaenioglossa, Ampullariidae. The transcript has 11 exons. Gene Ontology annotation, cellular component: exon-exon junction complex.
CAGGGGAGACAAGUCAAAUCAUACGUUAGUAAUGGCGCUGGCAAUGCAUCGCCCUGUCUAAAAAAGUUCCUGAAUUGUUUUGCUAAGAAAAUACUAUUUGUUGAGGUCGUAGACUUAGUUUUACUUGGAAAUGUCGUCCCCAAAGCGAGACAGAGGGUCACCUAUGCGUAAAAGGCUCCCUGAUUUGGUUUCAACUAGACGUGACUUUUAUGACUAUCGUCCAACUGGUGAUAGAGGAAGAGGCAGGCGGCCAUACAUUCGACGACCCUAUGGAGGUCGCAGACCUAGGGGUAGAGCAAUGUUUCACCGAGGACCUAAUCGUUACUAUCAAGGACACCAACGUCGGGACAACAGCAGCUACAAACGAAGCAGCUACCAUCGUCGAUCUUCUAGCAGAAGUAGAAGUCGCUCAUAUGGGCACCAUCGAAGCCGAUCUCGCUCACGAUCCCAAGAAAUUGGGAGCCGGCAGCGUAGAUCUCGCUCAUCAUCAACCUCAUCAUCAUCGAGUCGGAAAUCAGACAGGGAUCAGAGCCGUAGAAAAUCACGCAGCAAGGACAUCCAACGGUCUAAGAUUCAAACACCCAACAAAGUAAAGUUGUCACAUUUGAGCAGGCAAGAAGGCUCAAACAGCCCUGACGCCAAUGUGCCUCUGAAGAAAAAACGUAUGGCUGGAACUGAGUCUCCAGAAGACUCAAGGAAACUGAAGGAAAAAGAAAUAGCCGAAGGGCAAGAUGUUACCACCCAUGGCAACACAAAAGUAAGAGGUGACAACGCUGACGAAGACUUCCCUCAGCAAUCAGGUCGGCGGGAUCGGCGAUACAGGUCAUGGUCAAGAAGCCAAUCUUCUUCCAUGUCUGACUCAAGGUCACGGUCUAGGUCUUCAUCUGUCAAUGAACCAGAUGCAAAUCCUGUUCAAGCUGAAAGCAAAGCAUCAAAGGAAACAUAUGCAGAGAAAAAGGUCUCCUCAUCAGUCAAAGGGAAGCUACCUGUUCCCCGAAAUCAGCUGCAUAAUCUUUUCAGUUUAAUUACUAAGGAUGCAGCUUUUUUGCUGGAGGAAGACAUCUCCAUUGCAAUUCAAAGAAAUCCCUUUGCAGAGCCUUCUGAUGAGUCGACUGUACGGAAGGUCUUUGAUGAAGAGCUGUUUGCUAUGAUUCGCAACACCGGGGAAGGACAGAAACCUAUAUUUGAUCGAGAAGAAAUCAAGAUAUUUGGACACGACAGCAAUUUGGCUGACGAUCCUGACUUUGAGAGGAGAGUCAUUCGACUAAAACCAGCAAAAUCAUCUACUCAGACAGAGGCUGGUUCAGGCUCUAACCUGGCUGGGAACCAGCGCUACAGGUCUUACUUAGGGAUCACCAGGGUGAUAUCCAGGGGCAAGGAGAAAUCAUCUUCACGCUCUUUAUCAAGGUCAAGAUCCAGAAGUCCUAGGCAUCGCAAAGAACCUGAAGUGAAAUUGAAGAUGUUGCCUGAUCCACGCUAUGAAGCCAAAUAUUCUGAGGGUCACAGGAAAAGUUACAGGUCAGACCUUGAUCCUGAUGACCUUGCUCAUAUGUUGGAGUCUUCCAGGAGUCGUCCAACUGACUUGAGGCAACAAGAGGAUCAGCCACGGGAGGAUAGGAGGAGGGGGAGCGUCGAGAAAGGGAGACAAUCCAAAGACUACAAGUCAGAAGGGAAAAAGGAAGGCGAAUCCUUACCAGAUUUUUCUCGAAGAAAGGAUUUCUGGGGUGGACCAUGCUGUUAUCCUAUUCUGUCCCACACAGACAAGUACCAGUAUGCAGAGUGGAUGGACAAGCCAGAGAUGAUUCCCAAGAACCCCAGUUAUUAUGAGCAUGACAACCGAGAUGAAUGGCAGCCUUUCAAGGACAGAGGGCGUGGCCGGGGGUUCAGAGGUCGUAUAAUCAACAGAAGGCCCUUCCGACCUUUCCGUGGUUACCGUGGGAAUUCACGUGGUGGGUUUGUUCGAGAUUCUAAUUCUGGAGGAGGAAGCAGGGGGGACUUACCUUCUACUGAUUACCAAGCGCAAAAGAGUGGAUCUUACAGUCAUCCGCGUCCUCGUUAUGAUGGUAAUAAUGAUGGUGAUUAAAGCAUCUUUAGCACAGACAGUAGCCCAGGAGGAGUGAAGGGGAAUGGAAGCAUGACAAGUUUGCGGAACUGGAAAAGGAUGACAAGCCGCAUAGAGAGGACGAACAGAGGCCUCAUAGUACCAGCGAACGUUGAGUUUCUGGUGAACGCAGGCAACCACUCAGUUUUUGGCAGAUGCCACCCCACUGAGUCUCUAUAGGCUAUUUCUAUUUUUGUGUUGCAAUUCAUUCAUUAAGUUUUCAAGAGGGUUGCAAAAGUUUUUCCUGAUGUUAAUUAUGGUUGCUUUUGAUUAUGUGAGGAUAUGUUAACACUUUGACUUAUAAACAAAAAUGGAUGUUUUUUACUAAAUGAAUAAUCAAGACUGCUGUGUUCAUUGCAAUGACAGUAUCUUGAAAAUCAUUUUCGUUUUUUGUUUGUUUGUUUUUAUUAUUAAGGAGAGUCUCAACAAUAAAUCAACAGCUGUCUAUUUUAUUUAGCUAUGUUCUUAGGUUAUGAGCAUAGUAGUCAUUAAUGUCGGCAUCAGACUGGUAAGGGCUGUUGCAGAAAAAAUACUUUGUGUUCUGUAUUUUGAUACGCCUCAUUAAGGUAUUUGGUAGAACACAGUUUCCACUCUGUUCGCAGAAUUUUUCUGCACAGGAGUCUUACACAGGCAAUGAGUCUAGUAAAUUUUAAAUGUUUUAUCUUGCAGGGUGGGUGCUACAGAGGAGAGGGGAUGAAUGUUCAGAUGCUGCAUAUCUAGUUGCAGGUUUAAAGGGAAAUGUGAGCGUGGAAAGCUGUGUAAUAAUUGCUUGCUAAGACGAAGAUUUUUAGCAGUUCCAUGCUGGCCCUUUCAUCAGACAUUCUAGUUCUUAGCUCAUUGCAUUUGUGUGUAUUUUAUGUUUACAAGGCGAGUGGAAAUGUUGUGACGUAGUUUGAUAAAAAAUAAGUAUUUUCUUCUUUCCCUUCCUUGUCACAUGAAAUGUGUAGUUAGUUGGAAGCUAUCGAAAGUGAUGAUUGGACGCAUUGCGGAUAAAAUGGUGGUCCACUUGGCGAUCUUGGUCCACUAAUCACUCUUGUAAUUUCCAAGUGAAUCAUUAAAUAAAUGUAGCUCUC